This is a messenger RNA of Ostrea edulis (European flat oyster), 762 nucleotides long. RefSeq names its product angiopoietin-2-like. Lineage: Eukaryota; Metazoa; Mollusca; Bivalvia; Ostreida; Ostreidae. The record is from RefSeq and is a predicted model, not a curated record. Bases 1 to 762 code for a protein of 253 amino acids. The transcript is spliced from 5 exons.
AUGAUAUCUCAACACUACAUAUUGGAUCCUUCACUUGACAACAAGGUGUCGAACAACAGCCUGAUGACAAAACACCAUUCGGAAUCUCUCAUUGAGUGUUCCGCUAAGUGUGGUGAACUUUGUGUAUGUUUUGGCUUUAAUCCGCAACUAAAGAAGUGCCGUAUCCAUCAGUCAUGUGACCCAGCAAAUAUGACCGUUGAUGAAACAGGAUGGAGGUACUUUCGCCCUAACGAUUGGAAUAGGGACUGCGAGAAGCUUCAAGAAAAUGGGCACACUCGAUCAGGUGUUUACAAAAUUAAACCAUUUGGGAAAUCAAGCCAAGCAAUCAGCGUCUAUUGCGAUAUGGAGACGAGUGGCGGAGGAUGGACGGCUAUUCAAAGACGAAUUACAGGAUCCGUGGAUUUUUAUCGAACGUGGAAUGAAUAUAAAGUUGGGUUCGGGAUCCCGGAGGCUUACUGGAUUGGAAAUGACGUAAUCCAUCAACUCACGAAGGGCGGGAACACGUCCUUGUAUGUUGCCAUCACGUUACAAAAUGAUACAACGCUGUAUGAGUUGUAUGAACAGUUCUCCGUGUCUGAUGAGGCAGAUAAAUACAGGCUCUUGGUGAAUGGAUUAGCGACUGGAACCCUCGGAAAUUAUGCACAUUCCAUGUCUAACUCCUUCAAGGUCAUGUUCUCCGGUAGCAGAAGGUCAGGGUCACACUGCACACAUUUAAAUGAAAAGAGAACCAUAGAGGACCAAGACCAGGCUAGGAGGUUAUAA